UCACAUGCUCUUCAUGGGCCAAACCAAACACUGCCUCAAUCAGAAGAAACAGCUCAGGAUUCUCCCAAACAAGCGGACACUGGCAACCAUGAACACCACAGCGAUCAAGAGCUUCAAUGGGUCUGAGCAGUGCCCCAGAGACACACGGGUAGCGCAGUUGGUAUUCCCAGCCAUCUACACGGUCGUGUUCAUCCUCGGCAUCCUGCUGAACACUCUGGCCCUGUGGGUGUUCCUUCACAUCCCCAGCUCCUCCACCUUCGUUGUCUACCUCAAAAAUACUCUGGUGGCCGACUUGAUAAUGACGCUCACACUUCCAUUCAAAAUCCUCUCCGACUCACACCUCGGACCCUGGCAACUCCGGGCCUUUGUGUGUCGUUUCUCCGCUGUCAUCUUUUAUGAGACCAUGUAUGUGGGGAUCAUACUGCUAGGCUUUAUAGCCUUUGACAGAUUCCUCAAGAUCAUCAGGCCUUUUGGAAAAUUCUUCGUCCAAAAACCUGCUUUUGCAAAACUGGUCUCGAUCCUCAUCUGGCUCCUCUUGUUCCUCAUCUCUCUGCCAAAUAUAAUCUUGAGCAACAAGGAAGCAACGCCAUCAACCGUGAAAAAGUGUGCCUCCUUGAAGGGCCCGCUGGGGCUGAAAUGGCAUCAAGGGGUGAACAACAUAUGCCAGUUCAUUUUCUGGACUGUUUUUGUCCUGAUGCUUCUGUUUUAUGUGGUGAUUGCAAAAAAAGUAUACAACUCUUAUCGAAAGUCCGGAAGUAAGGACAGCAAACACAACACAAAGCUGGAAGGUACCUCCCACAAUAUUCCCCACAGACCAUGAAUUACAACUGUUUGAAAUACAGUAUGUCAUUGUUGUGUCAUUCUGGGUACAUUUAUGGAGGGAAUGCUGACCCACAAUCACUAGCAUCCAUACUGGGGAAAUUUAGCAAAGGAUGACUACCUGUUGUUACUUAUUUACCUCUACAUUUCUUCUUGAAUUCCCUGUGUGCUUCAAAACAACUAAAAUGCGGUCAUCUAGAAUUGUGGACACGGAUUUAUAUCUCUAGAGAAAAUGCACAAAGGAGUAGUCAUGCUCUGUAAAUGUGCCUCUGGCUCCAACGCGAUCACCAUAGCUGAAACCCAGGCCUCUUCCCAUGUUUUCCAAGGCGCUAAAGGCCCUGGAACUUCCCCACCUUUCUGGCCUUAUCUCCUAACUGCUCUUCCAUCCCUGGAACAUGACACUCUUAUGGAUGUUUGUAACUGUCAAAACAUGCCUUGCUCCUUUUCGUCCCUGGGCCACUCACUGCACAGGUAAAUCUCCCUUUGACCCAAUCAUGAAACCCUAAGAUGCCAUCACUUGGCCCAUGAAAUCUCUUCUAGUCAACCUCCCACCACCAUCUCAAACCCAAUCACCCCCUCAUUGGACUGUUGUCACACCUCAAUUAUUGUACUUAUCACACUGCUUUGUAAUUACUUGCCCACACACAUACCUACUCUUUUAAUAAUCUAUGUAUAUUUUUGGGAGCAGAGAUUGUGUCUCAUUGUGAAAUCAAUAAAUA
Messenger RNA from Lontra canadensis (Northern American river otter), 1538 nucleotides. RefSeq names its product purinergic receptor P2Y13 (gene P2RY13). The record is from RefSeq and is a predicted model, not a curated record. NCBI's taxonomy places the organism in Eukaryota, Metazoa, Chordata, Mammalia, Carnivora, Mustelidae. The coding region runs from base 5 to 820 and encodes 271 amino acids. Gene Ontology annotation, cellular component: membrane. Gene Ontology annotation, molecular function: G protein-coupled purinergic nucleotide receptor activity. Gene Ontology annotation, biological process: G protein-coupled receptor signaling pathway; negative regulation of adenylate cyclase activity. The transcript is spliced from 3 exons.